AUGCCUGCCAGGACGAGGACGCUGCUGCUGCUGCUGCUGCUGCUGCUGGGCGGAUGCGUGUCCCCCGACACAGGUGCCAGCAGUGAGCGGGCGAUGGGGUUCCAGCAGCGUGGCGAGGCCGACACGCCGGCCAUGUUGGACUCGGGAGCUCUGUGGGACGCGCGGCGCCCGGCGGCCCCGGCCACGCGGCGCCGGAGGAACGUCCUGUUUCCCAGCGGCGUGAAGAUGUGCAGCCAGGAGACGUACGAACAGGUCGUCUCCAACCACCUGAGAUACUUCCACCUGAGAGUGUGUCAGGAGACAGUGUGGGAAGCGUUCAAGAUCUUCUGGGACCGCCUCCCGGAGCGAGACGAGUACCAGGUGUGGGUGAGUCGCUGUCUGGACGAUUCGGUCAGCAUCAGCGACAUCGGCGAAUUCUUCAGCCGCUCCGACGAGCAUCGAGACCUCGUCCGCGCCAGGGUUGCCAUGACGACUGCAGACAACAGCUCUGAGACGACGACAUGGCCGUCUCUGACUGAGACAUCAGCAGAAGACAUUGAGGGACUUUUACCAGAGACAGAACUGGAAGGAACACCUGAACCAGAAGUAAUUGUGGGCCAUCCCACAGAGAUGGAGAUUCCUCCAGAGCCCACAGAAGGUGAUGGCACCACUGAGGUGGCUGGACCAGAAUCGGUUCCUGAAGCUGAGGAGAAGACUCUGGAACCUGCGACCCCUGAGGAGGUCAUCCCAGAGUCGGCUAAAGAGCGUUCCACCGAGGAACCCGCUGCCCCAACAACCGAAGUGGAAGAUGGGUCACAAGGAACCACGAGCUCUGUGGAGGCCACGACCAAGUACGUACUGGAGUACAACAACGGUAACUUCCCCGAUCUGACCGAGCCUCCGCUCGAUGAGGACUUACUGGGAAACAAUGGCUUUGGGCUGGAGGAUGAGCAGGAGACCUCAAUUGGUAAUGAGAUCGACACCCUGCUGCGGCCCCUGAGGCCUCUGAGGGACCACGUUGUGGAGCUGAGCAUCCGGCUGCGAGGAGAAACCUAUAACGACGCCUUGAGGGACCCGAGCAGCUUCGAGUACCAGCUGCUGGCCCGGCAGUUCACUCGCAGGAUUGAAGACGCGUUUGAGAGGCUGCCGGGCUUCAAGGGUGUCUCCAUCAUCGAGUUCAGGCCUCAGAAGGACCUGGAGAGGGGUCUGGUGGUCCUGGUCCACUACACCAUCACCCUGGAGGUGGACGGCGGCGGCGUCGCCAACGACACGCUGGACUUCAUCUCGCUGCAGAACAACCGUGUGGAGAAGAACUUCCCCGGCGCCGCCGAGCAGCCCACCGUCGUCUACACGAUCACCGACUUCCGCAACUACAUCACCGAGGCGCUGCACAAAGACAACUUCCUCACCAACAGCAGCCUGGAGGCGGGGCAGGGCGACCCGCUGCAGCUGGAGAACGCUGAGAACCUGCUGCCUUCAGUGAAUCCUACGAGUCGACCGGCCAGCGCCUACGACAGCAUGGAUAAUGUCCUCGCCGCUGAGAAGCCGCCUGACGCUCCGAGCCAUGAGCAAGACGGCACGGCCAGCGAGGUUUUCCCCAAGAAGGACGACUUCCUGUUUGACCCCUUCGACCAGUGGAAAGGCCCGCAGAGCGAGGGGGCCAGCGAGAACGACGUCUUCCUGUUCGAUGAGGCCACGGCUCCUCCGCUGCCCAUCGACCUCCCCGAGAAGACCUUUGACCUCGAAGCGAACAUCCCUGGAAGUAAAACAAACCUUGAAAAUGAAGAGCUUCUGGGUGCAGGGGACGACACCCUCCCAGGAAGACACACUGACGGUUCAAAACCUCUGACAACCUCUGAGGCGUCACUGGACGACGGAUCCGGUUCGGGUUUCUCUGGAGAUGACCAGGGAGCUGAUUUCUGGAGGUGGGAAGUCUCGGUCACAUCUGAUAGGACGUACAUUGACGGGGAAAGUGGCCUGGAGGUGCUCCCACCGCCGGACCUGGAGGAGGACGAGGAUGCCUUUGAGCCACACACCACGGAAAAAGACGAUUUAGUUGCACUUGGAGUUCAGUUCACUGAAACUCCUGAAGUCCAGACGACAGCAGCUUCCACUCCCGAAGACGCCGAGGAAUUCCUGGACCAUGUUUUAGUGACGGUACCAGUCAUGACCACCACCAAGCCACCUGUAUUCUCACCCAAAGGAACUGUUGAACUCUCAGUGCAAACGAUGGAGGCGUCCGGCAUCUACGACGACUUCUCCCUGACGGAGCCUCAAAGCACCGGGGCGCCGGUCACGGAUCCUCCCCUGUGGGAUGUUUGGACCAAAGAGGCUGCCGUUUUGCCUCUGCAGCCUGAGGUUCUCGCAGAGAAGCCUCGGCUGCCGCCGCCGCCGCCGGUCACGCCGCACCAGGAAUCCAUCGAGGUUUUGGAGGAGCAGCACAUCGGUGUCACCGAUUCCUCGCUGCCGACGGCGUCGGUAAUCCUUGACAGGGACCUGGUUGUGGAUGAAGUUAUGGUUGUCAUGACAACAACUGCAGCUCCAGUCACCACUUCAACUGCAAGUCUGGACCAUGGCGCCAUCGGCCUCUCUCCCGAGCGCGACUCGCCAUUCACUCGAGUGUCUGAUUCAGCGCCGGAGGACGAGGACCUGAUUCACCACGAGCACCAGAACCAUGAAGAGGUCACUGAGCUGCCAGGCAGCUCGCCGCCCCCAGCCGUCACUCCGUCGACACCGGAGGUGGUGGCUGUAAAAACAGAAAGUCCUCCAGGGGGGUUACCAGAUGCUCCACAGCCCGAUGAAGACCUGAGCGUCACUCUGACGAGUCCGUCAGGAGGAGAAGCAGCCAUUCACCACAAACCGACCUCUUCCCACGAGAAAGUCACAGACGGCGCUCCGGAGUCCGAGCUCGAGCCCAUGGAGUUCUCCGACGUGCCUAGCAUUGACGUUAGCUUUGACGUCUUCCAGUAUGGAGGUGGCAUGAGUGAAGGUGACUCCAGUGGCUUCUCGAGUGGCGCUCAGGGCUCAGACCUGGACGCCUUCGCCUUACCAGCCCAUCCUGGCAGAGACCUGACCGUCUUCUUCAGGCUGAGAGUGACCAACAUGGUGUUCUCCAUGGACCUCUUCAACAAGAGUUCGCCAGAGUACAAGGCCUUGGAACAGCGCUUCCUCCAGCUGCUGGUCCCGUACCUGCAGUCCAACCUGAACAACUUCCAGAACCUGGAGAUCCUCAACUUCAGGAACGGCAGCAUCGUUGUGAACAGUCGUAUGAGGUUCGGCAAGCCGGUCUCCAAAGGCGUCACCAAUGUCAUCUACCUGAUCCUGGAGGACUUUGCCAACACCGCAUACCAAACCAUGAACCUGGCCAUAGACAAGUACUCGCUGGACGUAGAAUCAGGUGACCGGGCCGAUCCCUGUAAGUUCCAGGCCUGUAACGACUUCUCCAGGUGCAUGGUCAACGCCUGGUCCGGCGAGGCCGAGUGUGUGUGCGACGCCGGCUACGUGAGCGUGGACGGGCUGCCGUGCCAGAGCGUCUGCGACGCGCAGCACGACUUCUGCCUCAACGACGGCAAAUGUGACAUAAUCCCCGGCAAGGGCGCCAUCUGCAGGUGUCGCGUCGGGGAGAACUGGUGGUACCGAGGCGAGCACUGCGAGGAGUACGUGUCCGAGCCGCUGGUGGUCGGCAUCGCCGUGGCCUCGGUGGCUGGCUUCCUCUCGGUGGCGGCAGGAAUCAUCUUCUUCCUGGCCAGAACGCUGCGAGACCAGUACGAUGGCGAGGACACGGAGGACCCGCUCCGGCGUACCGACAGCGUGCCAACGCUGGAGCGCGCCACCAAGUUCAACCCCAUGUUCGAGAGCGACCCCGUCACCGCCCAGUACUACCGUCGCUACGACGACGACGCCCCGCAGUACUACCGCCGCUUCGGGGACCCCGCCCCGCCGCAGUACGGCGGCUCGGACGGCGGCGACGCCUCGAAAGAGCUGAGCAGCGAGGAAAUCAGGAACAUUUACGGGAACACGACGCUCACCAAGGAGGAGAUCCAGGAGCGGCUGAGGAUCAUCGAGCUGUGUGCCAGAGACCAACACUUCGCAGACUUUGUGCGACAAACUCAAGUGUUCCUGGAGAGGAGAGGAAGCUCCACCACGUAACCGGGAAAGCUGGCGACCGCCCGCCUCCAGAGACGUUGCUGGCCACAGGCUGAAGGGAAGACGAGGAUCCGUGUCUUCGGCGGAGGUCACCGUGUUUUUUUGGACUGUGGCCAGUGGGCGGUGGCCCGGCCUGUGACUCCGCCCCUUUCUUGUGCUGUACGUUCCGUUUGGACAAACUUCGCGUCGCUUCACCGCCGUCGGCGGCUCCCUGCGCUCCUCCUCGUCAGUGCCUUCGCCGAUCCGUCAGCUCUCCGGGGAGACGAGGCGCAGACGCCUCGGCGGCCGCUUCUCCAUGUUUACAUUUCUCUGGUCUUCGUCUCAGCGGAGAUCCGCUACGUUCAGGAA
Messenger RNA from Salarias fasciatus (jewelled blenny), 4473 nucleotides. Its product is annotated as interphotoreceptor matrix proteoglycan 2-like. The record is from RefSeq and is a predicted model, not a curated record. The transcript has 22 exons. Gene Ontology annotation, biological process: visual perception. Gene Ontology annotation, molecular function: heparin binding; hyaluronic acid binding. Lineage: Eukaryota; Metazoa; Chordata; Actinopteri; Blenniiformes; Blenniidae. The coding region runs from base 1 to 4128 and encodes 1375 amino acids.